AUGCCUGACAUCAACCCAGCCGACCUGUCGCGACCAGCGGUCACCCUCUCGACUCCCACCUUCGCAUCCAAGACUAUAACCGUAUCCACGCCCUCUGCAAACGCCAAACCUUCCAAGACAAGUCAGAUAAUACCUGCACGGAUCGAUCUUGAGCCCAUAUAUUCCGCCCUCAAGGCAAAUAUCGGCACCGAACAAUGGGCAACGUAUAAGGAAGCAUUGACCCAGUUCUUCAUCGGGCGACUGAACCAAAGCGAAUUCUCGGAUAGGAUCGAUUCUAUAAUUACGUCCCCCAAUGGCGAGGUCGAACAUCUACACAAUCAGCUCCUCUCUGGGCUCUAUGCCAAUGUCACCCGCGAGAUGCCCGACCCGGGUCUGGCCCCUUGGGUCAGUGCCAACGACAAGCCAGCCCUGGGUGCAGGGAACAAGGCGACGUCUGGCGAUGCGGCGGAGAGGCGGCUGAAGGCAGAGGUCAUGCAACUGCCCAGUCGUGAUCGAAGACGAAUCAAAGACUUGCAACAGAACGAAGUCGAUCCCUACGUCUCCAUGGCCGACCUCUUCACUGAGCAUCACCAACGAGCGAAACGCCCUCGACUGGCUGAGGAAAGCGCGCCAAGUAGUGGCCUGAAUAUGAAGCAAGACAUCAGGAAGCGACACCUGAAUCCACUCUCGCUCGAAUCAGGCGAAUUCCCCGAGGUUGGCUACGUCGACUCGCGUAUGCUACCCUACUGCUACGAAGCUGGUCUGGAAUCUGCCGCCCCAGACUCUGCCCAUUUGGUAUCAGCUGCAACCGAAUCCUUCAUCAAGGAGGUCUUAACCUCGAUAUUCAGCAGGACUCGGAGCAACGGGCCUGGCGAAUCGGGCAGUGCGGGCUUCGGCACUGGCUCCGGGUGGAUACAAACAUUCAAAUAUAAGAAGCAACUUUCCAAGGAAGAAGACGCAGCACAAAGAGGCGAGAUACUGAGGGAUAAGUGCGGCUUGCUACCCAUCGAGUCGAAACAUGCCAGCGAGAGAGGGCCUCUGAACAUGGGUGAUCUGUCGCUGGCGCUUGAAGUCGCGGACUGCGGCAUGGCCCAAUUCCCGGUGCUCAUCAGAGGUCUGCAAAACAACUACCGUGACGGAGAGCUGGAGCAUCUCGACGACUACACGUACAUAGAGGGGUACGAGAAGGAGGCCAUGAGUCGCGGGGGCGGCGGCGGCGGCGAUCUGCCGAUAGCUGGUGCUGACAAGGGCAAGCAGCCACAAUUGUCAAACGGCGUGUCGCACGAUGACGAGAUGGACAUCGACACAGACUACUACUGGGCCGGUGCAGACGACGGUGCUUUGGAUGCUCUAGAUGCCGUACUGGAUUCCACCUUGGCAGUCGCAUAG
Messenger RNA from Cryphonectria parasitica EP155, 1368 nucleotides. RefSeq lists its product as uncharacterized. Gene Ontology annotation, cellular component: SAGA complex. The record is from RefSeq and is a predicted model, not a curated record. Gene Ontology annotation, molecular function: transcription coactivator activity. NCBI's taxonomy places the organism in Eukaryota, Fungi, Ascomycota, Sordariomycetes, Diaporthales, Cryphonectriaceae. Gene Ontology annotation, biological process: regulation of transcription by RNA polymerase II. The transcript has 4 exons. The coding region runs from base 1 to 1368 and encodes 455 amino acids.